UCAUCGCGGACCGCGGUUAUUUCAGUUUUUAGUUUUACCGGCAAUCUGCCCAAUAUCAAAUGUUUAAUCUAUUUCAACUUAUAGUGCCUUUUUGGUCCAUCACAGUUCUCACCACUGAGUACAAUAAUAAUUUAAUAAUAAAUACUACUUUCGCGUUGUACAAGUAGUAUAAAAGUUAAGACAAAGUCUGUUAGAGCAACAUUCCAAUGGAAUCUGAAAGUAUCCUAAAAGAUUUAAAUGAACUAUUACCAAAAUCUAUCCUUCAGGAAGUGGCCUGUUUUUGUUUUUAUGAUAAUCAUCCCAGAGAUUCCCGAAAAAUAGAUAUCGUUGUAUGUACUAAACGCGGAGAAGUGAUGGAGUUUCAUCAAAGAGAACUUGUUUCGUCUCUUUUGUUAGAAAACACAUCGGACUUCAUCGAUAUAAUUAUUCUCCGUAAUGAAAAUUGUGAAUUAUUUUAUUUCGUGCAUACCAGUUCCCAAAUAAUUAUUUUAUCUGUCAAAGAAGAAAUAAGCAUUCACAUUUUAAUAAGUAAUGUAGAAAGAUAUGAAUUUCUUGAUAUUGAUUUCUCUGGCUUGCCAUGUCUUAAGGUCAUACGAAAAGAAGAUGCUGUGCCAUUUAUAUAUGACUGUAAUUUUAAGCUUCUGGGACCUGUGAAAGUACCAAAACUAGAAUUUGAAACUUUUCCUAUAAUGUCACAACUGGCAAGAAAACUUACUGAAGCAAAAUACAAUGUCAAGCAGAAUCAAGCUACUCUAGACGAGUAUAUUAAAAUUAAACAAACAGCAGCUUAUUGCUUGUAUGAAAGAAAUACUCCAAAUACUGAAGAAUCCUUUUUUACAUUAGGAUCAACCUCUAUAUCUAAGGUGUUAAGUAUACAUACUCAAAAACCACUGGUCAAGGGAUGCAAUAAAAAAGUUACUAUUAUUGUUAACAUAAAAAAUGAAAAUAAUGUGCCCAUUGAGAAUAUACAUAUUCUCUUUCAUGGUACAGACAACAAAACCAUUACAUACACGACAAAACUCUAUGAAGAAUCAAACAAAAUUUGGAAAGAAAUACCACAUACAAUAAAGAGUAAUCAAGAAUGUUUUGUUCUUGCUGUAUUAGAUAUGAGAGAAUUGAAAUAUAGUGUGUCUAGUAAAAUUGAAUUUGAAGCAGUGUUGUCAUUUACAAAACUUGGUAGUAGUUACGUGUUGCCAUUAGAAAAUAUUUCAAUAUCUGUUAUGGAGACAAUGAGGGAGGAUUUUGAAUUGCUAAUGAGCAAUGAAGAUAGCAAAUUGAAGGUAUUAGGUCUCAUGGCUACUUCUGAGAAAAUGGAACUUAUUUUGAGACAAGUAGAUAUGGAAGAACCAGCUGUAAAUAUUCUGGAAAUUCUUUGUAAACACUUAAAUAUGGAAGCCGUGGAUAAUGUGGAGAAUGUCUUAAUCCACAAGAAAUCUCCUGCUCAUAUACUUCAUGGCUUGACAUUAGUUUUGAUGGAAGAUAAUAAGAUGGGUAGUUUCAAAAUAGAUGUUUACUCAAGGUCGACCGCACAAGUACUGGCAUUCAUCCUCUACAUGUAUGACAGGAUUCCACACAGAAUAAUGGCAACACUGCCAGACCACAUUGUAUCUGCCAAAACCAGUGAUUUAGCCCGUUUCAAUAGCAACACUGAAAUGUUAAUUGACACCAAAAACUAUGCGUCAAGCCUAUUAAAUAUAUCGAAACAAAUAUUGGAAUAUUUCGAUGAGUGUAUGAUAAAAAUGAAUAAUAGUACAGAACCAGAGAUUAUAGCUCAAAUUGGCAAACAAAUUAAUUUAUUGUCUGUGGGGUUGCCAGAGUUUUUGAAGUUUCGAAACAAAGUAAUAGAAGAAAGUUCGAAUGGAGUGCAGACAUUAAAAAUGGAGACAUUUUCUGAAGAUAUGUCGAUUGAAUGUUUAGAUGUAUAAAAUGGUGAAAACCUAAAAAAAAGGUACUCAAAGUGCCAUAUUUAGCGAGUAAGAAAUGUGAUAUUAAAUUUCUAUAUAAAGAUAAUUGUACAAAUUCUAGCGAACAAUUCUAAAGAAGAAAAAAUAGCGUUAAGCAUGGAUUCUGUAACUGAAAUAAAACUAUUGUUCGUUAUCGUUAUCGACUUGAAUAGCGUCUACCUCCGCAAAAUUGUGAUCUCCGUAGAUUAAUUGUCAAGGAAUAUUCAUAACAAAAAGUGAUAUUAUUAUAGUUGUUAAAUUGUAAAAUUUGCCUUAUAGGAUAAAGCAUCAUUCGUUGUAUCAGAAUUACUAUAAACGCCACAAUCAUUGUAUACAGGGAUUGUGGUAAGUUUCUAAUGAUAAAACAUAGAUGGCGUUGUUAAGAACUUUUCUCUUGUAUCAGUAAUUUUAUGUUUAUAUUACACUUGCUAAGAAAAUACGUCAUCACUGGAUGUGACAGACUUCGACGCCGAGAGGAUGAUUUUCUUUUAAGCUCACAACAAAAAGUUUUUAUAUGUGCCCUACUAAACUGGCCACUUAUUUUUGCGUAUAAAAAGGAACUGGCACAGGCCAUUAAAAAAAAGAAACUACAACAAAUUAUUGUUUUUUAUUAUUUUUAUAUUUCGAUUUUCACUUUCCUCGUCGUGUGAAAUACAGGAUACAAGUGUUGGUUGCUGUAAAAUCUUCAAUAUCAUACAAUUAGAUAUUAUAUUUGUCUACAAUUUUACAAUGACAUUUACUUUCCAAUCAGUUCUUGUUUUAAAUCAUAGAUGGCGUUGUCAGCUAGUUUGCAUGCAUGAUGGCUGUGAUAUAAAUAAAAAAACAAUUGAAAAUAAAAUAAUUUUAAUUA
Messenger RNA from Pieris rapae (cabbage white), 2793 nucleotides. RefSeq lists its product as uncharacterized. The record is from RefSeq and is a predicted model, not a curated record. The transcript is spliced from 5 exons. Lineage: Eukaryota; Metazoa; Arthropoda; Insecta; Lepidoptera; Pieridae. Bases 207 to 1925 code for a protein of 572 amino acids.